Ctenopharyngodon idella (grass carp) is the source of this 2194-nucleotide messenger RNA. RefSeq names its product LHFPL tetraspan subfamily member 6 protein. The coding region runs from base 631 to 1233 and encodes 200 amino acids. Gene Ontology annotation, cellular component: membrane. The transcript has 4 exons. The record is from RefSeq and is a predicted model, not a curated record. Lineage: Eukaryota; Metazoa; Chordata; Actinopteri; Cypriniformes; Xenocyprididae.
GAUCGUUUUUUUUUUUUUUUUUGUAGUAAAGACUUUAAGGUAUGUGUCUGUAUAGAAACUGAUUUUAAAAUAAAUGUACCCUGAGAAAUAUUAUUGGAGUAGUGUGACAACUAGCCCCGGUGUGAUUAAAAGGAAGCAGGACGGUGGGCGGAGCUUCGAGUACGUUAGAGAGUGAGGGAGCGCGCUUGGACUCACAGUCUGACUGCUGCCACACUGCACUCAGUGCAGGGACACAGGCACACUGUUCAGUAUCUCGCGUCUCUUAUUAAAGACACCGGGGUUAUUUCAGCGCUUUCCUGCAGGAGUGACAGUGAAAUUAACACAAGCUGACCUCAGCAGACCACAUUUAACGGAAUUUAACGCGCGUUUUCUGCAUGCGUAGAGCGAGUUGCACCCCGUUCAGCGGACAAAGUUUAUUUCUGCUUCACGGUCCCAUGAAGCUGGACAGGAGUUUGAAUUAACACGCCAGUCAGAAUAUAUCUAUGUGACGGCACACAGAACCAUGGUGAAAACUGUAUGGAGAUAGACAUCCUCUUUCCAACAAGGGAAAAGGAAUUAUUUUUUGUGACAUCCUCGUUUUCCAAGCUCUCUUCUGGAAGUGUGUCCAAUAUUUAAAGACAUUUGUCCAGCAUGGCAUCCAGCCUGACAUGCACAGGGAUGAUCUGGGCUCUGGUGUCCCUGCUGAGCGCAGCAGCUUCCUGCGUGGGCUUCUUCAUGCCCUACUGGCUGCUGGGCUCACAAAUGGAUAAACCAGUGUCCUUCGGCACUUUCCGGCGGUGCUCAUAUCCCGUUCGGGAUGAGGAGAGGCAGGCUACGGUCAUGCUGGAGCAGUGUGGGCGCUACGCGAGCUUUCAUGGCAUCCCGAGUGUGGAAUGGCGGAUCUGUACAGUUGUGACGGGGGUCGGAUGCGGCCUGCUGCUGCUGGUGGCACUCACGGCACUCAUGGGCUGCUGCAUAUCAGAGCUCAUCUCCAGAACCAUCGGACGCGCAGCAGGGGGAAUGCAGUUUCUUGGAGGUCUGCUCAUUGGUUCAGGAUGUGCUCUGUAUCCUCUCGGGUGGGACAGUGAGGAGGUCCGACAGACGUGUAACAACAGCUCAGAUCAGUUUGAACUUGGCUCUUGUCAGAUCGGCUGGGCAUAUUACUGCACCGGGGCGGGCGCCGCCUCCGCCAUGUUGCUGUGCACUUGGCUCGCAUGUUUUGCAGGGAAGAAACAAAAGCAAUACCCGUACUAGAAGAACGGACCUCAACUACGGCCUGAAUCACAGCAGAACGGAUGCCUUAGACUCAGUGGAGACCGGAUCUGCGGUCCAAGGCAUGAUGGCUUUCCUCAAUUACUGCAACUCCGACUCAUAAAGACUAUAUAAUAAUAAUGCUCAUAUGGACAUUUGUGUGAUUCACAUGAGCAUGCACUUUUCAAAGAGGCGUGAUUUUUGACAGUACUUCCUCUGCUCUCUAAAAAACUAGAGAGUCUUUAACGCAAAAGGACCAAUUAUUUUUUUUUUUUAUGACCACUGUUAUGAAUUUUACAGGCGUACUUGUUUCUUUUUCCCUUUCUCUGAAAUUGAUAUUGUAAAAGUAAGCUUUAGUUCAAAUGUAAAAAGAUAAGUAACACUUACUUGAAGUCUGUAUAUAUAAUGUAUUAGUAUUAUUGUGCCCUAUAAUACAUCUUAUGAUCACUAGUAUGUUAGAGACCUUUAAAAAAUAAAUUCAUUAAUAAUUAGGCUUUAAUUUAAAAAUGUUUAAUCAGCAUUACAUUUAAAUAAUAUUACAUUUAAUAUAUAUAUAUAUAUAUAUAUAUAUAUAUAUAUAUAUAUAUAUAUUAUUUAUGUAAAUAUAUACAAUUAAAAUGUGUUAAAGAAUUAAGAAAUACCUUCAUACAUACAUUAUAUAUACAGACUUCAUGUAUAUUUCAAGUGUUAUGAAAAGAUAUAUUUAUCGUUAUUGUGAAGUCUUUAUAUUUACAUAUCCAUUGUGAAAUGCAAUAAUAUCCAUGGUUAAUAUCUCUGUAUUACAUUUUUUGUUUAAAAGCUUGAUCAUUUUUACAUAAAUGUAUGCUAGAUAUAUAGAGUACAAUAUAUGUUCUGGUGACAUAUGUUUUUAUCUUAUUGACAUAUUGUGUUAAAAAGACAACAAGAAGGAAUCAUUGCUUAUUUGAUUCAUCUUUUGUUCGUGAAUAAAAUCUGUUUAUCAACA